Messenger RNA from Strongyloides ratti, 450 nucleotides. RefSeq names its product Saposin-like domain and Domain of unknown function DUF3456 domain-containing protein. The coding region runs from base 1 to 450 and encodes 149 amino acids. Gene Ontology annotation, cellular component: endoplasmic reticulum. Lineage: Eukaryota; Metazoa; Nematoda; Chromadorea; Rhabditida; Strongyloididae. The record is from RefSeq and is a predicted model, not a curated record. The transcript has 2 exons.
AUGAUUGCAAGAGAGAUGGAAAAUGCUAUUUCAAGUGUUGAUCCAAAUGAAAAAAUUGAAAGUGGUAGUUUUAGACUUUCUCCAGAUGGAGAACAAAAUCUAGUCAAGACAAGUUAUGCUAGAUCAGAACUUCAUUUAAUGGAAACAUUAGAAAGUAUUUGUAGUAAUGUUCAAAAUUAUGGUUAUUCAUUAAAAAAUUCAUCUGGUAAAAUGCAUUACUUACCAAAAGAUUGGAUCUCAACAGAAGACGAUAAAAUUACAGAAGAUUUAACAAGAAAAUUAUUAGAUGGUUGUGAGGAAUUUGUUGAUGAAUAUCAUGAUGAUAUUCUUAAGAUUAUGAAAAAUGAAAACCAAGAAGUUUUUAAAAAUCUAUGUCAUACUAAGAUAAAUGUCUGUUCAUUAGUUGAUGUCAAUGUUUUUUCCACCAAAAAAUUAAAGGAAGAGCUUUGA